AUGGCUCAUCUAGAAGCGCGAAAGCACAUAUCGCCGGAUUCCGGGUUUCCCAUCACGCUCCAUCCACACUUCAACGACAAAAUUAAGAAUCACAUCCCUCCGGAACCCUUGCGCGAACCAUUCACCCCACCUCUGGAUCGAGCUUUCUUCGCGGACCCGGAAAAGCAAGCAUUGUUCUCUGUUGCAAAGCGAGUGGAUUUGACCGAAUCACUUGGCACUGUUCUGGAAAAUGUCCAGUUGAGCCAUUUAAAUGAAACCCAGCUUGAUGAGCUGGCACUUCUGGUUAAUGAACGAGGAGUUGUCUUCUUCCGCGAUCAAGAUCUUACUACCGAGAAGCAAGUGGAGUUGUUCCAACACUAUGACAGACACCCUGCUCAAAAGGAUCAAAAAUUUGUUAAUAUCCAAGGAAGUCGAGAGGAUCACCGGGAGAUCCUGAGUUACACACCAUGGGCUAGCGGAGACUUCCACGCCGAUACAUCAUUUGAGAUCAACCAAUGGAAGAACACCCUGAUGUCGGAGGAGAUACAGCUUGGGUCUCACAAUAUGGUCUUUAUGACGCCCUUAGCGAUGCAUACAAAAGAUUUCUCGAUGCUAGAUGAUACAAUCUUGGAUUUAUGGGGCGCUGGCCCUAACCGCCCUCCAAUCGAUACCCAUCACCCAGCUGUGCGAACCCACCCCGUCACGAAGCUCAAGGCACUGAACGUGAAUCCGGGAUUUGUUACUGGCUUUGCGGAACUCAAGAAAGCGGAAUCGGAUAAGGUUCUCGACUUUCUGGCAUAUCACAUCCACUCGGCCGAUGAUCACUAUGUCCGGUGGAAGUGGGCUGUUGGUAGCGUUGCUAUGUGGGAUAAUCGAUGUACUCUCCAUCGAGUCAUCCCUGGCACGUAUAAGGGGCUGAGACGCGGCAUCAGAACAACUGUUUUUGGAGAACAGCCGUACUUCGAUCCAGACAGUGAGAGUCGUGUGGCUCGCAAAUUGCGUGAAGAAAACGACAGUGGCAAUGGCAGCAACCUUGAAUAG
Molecule: messenger RNA, 1020 nt
Organism: Penicillium nucicola
Lineage: Eukaryota; Fungi; Ascomycota; Eurotiomycetes; Eurotiales; Aspergillaceae
Product: TauD/TfdA dioxygenase family protein
Exons: 11
Coding region: 1-1020 (339 amino acids)
Cellular component (GO): cytoplasm
Molecular function (GO): 2-oxoglutarate-dependent dioxygenase activity
Source: RefSeq, a predicted model, not a curated record